Molecule: messenger RNA, 780 nt
Organism: Letharia columbiana
Lineage: Eukaryota; Fungi; Ascomycota; Lecanoromycetes; Lecanorales; Parmeliaceae
Exons: 3
Coding region: 1-780 (259 amino acids)
Source: RefSeq, a predicted model, not a curated record
AUGGCGACUUAUGGGAUCUCACAAGUUCUCCAACAGGACAUUCUACAAAUCGCGAAUAUGAGCUCGAGAUUCACAACAGCAGAUCCGCUAACAAACGUCAUGUUAAGAGAUCCACGCGGUGUAUUUAUGAGCCCCAUAGAAUCGCGCAGAGAUGUGGCACUGCACAACUAUUACAAGGGACUGAUGGGUUCCAUCGGACCCAUCACAAAUUCCUUUCUUUUGAAGUCAUACAGUCACUGUGCGCCACAGCUCACUGAGGCUUCCGCCUGGAUCCAACAAUUUCAUCCUAAUCAAUACUGGCACGUUCCAUGGAAAGACGAGCCGGGAACAUUUGAUAUACCUCCCGACUGCGUGAAUGCAAAUCUUUACUACUAUAUUGAGAAUGCUCUGCAUACGAACCGGAAAACCUACAUGCAGGGCAAAGAGCACUAUUACAUACGACAGCUCGAUUUCAGAGUCUUCGAACUGCAAACACCAGGCAAAGAGGCGGCCAAAUACCUGCUGGCGUGUAUCAGCAAGAUCCACCCGCAAGUGGACAAAUACGCGCACUUCACUCUCGCACAUCAAGACCUGCUCCAAGGCUUGGGAUGGGAACACCUCGGCCACGUUACUUUCAAUCCGGAGUUCGCUCGUGAUGGCAGCCUCUUGACAGUUCCUCAAAGUACGAGAAGCUGGGUACUGAGAGGCGUGCCGCAUUCGAACAAAGCGGCUGCGCCAGCGGUAAGCAAUUCAGACGUGCCGCCGAAGCCAGACUUUGCAGGAUUGGAGUGCUAUGGGUAG